AUGUCCUCAUUCUGUGCCUCCCCUGACACAGGGGUGAAGAUGGAGGAGGUGAGCUCCCACCCCACGCACUCCUCCACCUGCUCUCCUCCCUCCCCUCGGGACCACGGCAUCAUGCUGUACAUGGCGGAGCUGAACGAGGAGGACUUACAGGCAUUCAAGCAGCUCUUGGCGAGCCAGCUGAGCCCUGACAUCUCCAGCGAGCAGCUGGGAAGAGCCAGCUGGGCAGAGGUGGUCCAUCUUUUGACGGAGUGCUUCCCGGGGAGACGGGCCUGGGAGGUGACUCACGACAUCUUCACCACAAUGGGCCAGGAGGAAAUGUGUGUUCUGGUACAGGAAGAGCUCAGUGGCCUUCUACUGACCCUGGAGCCUGAGAAACUGGACCCAAGAGAUGCAGAGAUGGAGCUGAAGAAGGAAGAAUUAGACAAAAUCCAGGAGUACAAGCUGCAUGUGCGAGAGGCCUACAGCCCCCCGUGGGACCCGACAGUCUGGCCUGGGGACCAGGAGGACUUCCUGUACCAAGAUGCUGACCAGCACUGCCGACUCCUGCCAUGCCUGCUCCUCCCACAGAAACCUCGGGGGACGCAGCCCAGGACAGUGGUGGUGCAGGGGGCGCCAGGGAUCGGGAAAACCACCCUGGCCAAGCAGGUGAUGGUGGCGUGGGCACAAGGGGAGUUCUACCCGCACAGGAUGAGGUUUGCCUUCCACCUGCGCUGUCAGGAGCUGAGGCGCUUGGCCCGGCACAGCCUCUCCGGACUCAUCCGGCAGAAGUGCCUGGCGUCUCGGGGUCUGGUAUCUAAGGUCCUGUCCAGACCCCACCAGCUCCUGUUUGUCGUGGAUGGCUUUGAGGAGCUGACAUUCUCCCUCCCCAAGGGCCUGGGGGAGCUGAGCGAUGACUAUAGCCAGAGACUGCCCGGCCCUGUUCUCCUGAGAAGUUUGCUGAGUAAGAAGAUGCUUCCAGAAGCCACGCUCUUGCUUGUGCUCAGACCCACGUCCUGGUCUAUAGUCGGGCCCUUGCUGACUCACCCAACUCUUGUCACCCUGACUGGGUUCAGUGAGUGUGAAAGGAUCCGAUAUUUCAGGGUGUACUUCCAGGACACCCAACAGGCCGAUCUUGCGGUGAACUUCACCAUGGAGAACGCGUCGCUUUUCUCCCUGUGCCGGGUCCCUGCCGUCUGUUGGCUGGUUUGUCACUGCCUCAAAGAGCAAAUGAGGAAACCAGCCGGCCUCGCGGAGACCUGUCCCAAUGCCACCUCGGUGAUCGCCCUGUCCCUGUCCCCCUUCUUCCAAAACUGGGCCAAGACCCUGCCCAGGCCGACCCGCCAGAAGCACCUGGAGGGCCUCUGCCAGCUGGCGGCGCGGGGCAUGUGGCGGGUGAGGUCUGUGUUCAACAGCCAGGAGCUGGCACGGGCCUCGGUGGACGAGGCCAUCCUCGCUGCCUUCCUGGGUGGGAACAUCCUGCGACCCGCCAGCCGGGGCCCUCGCUUCGCCUUCACACUGUUCAUCUUCCAGGAGUUUUUCGCCGCCCUCUUCUACGUGCUCUCCUUUCCCCAGAGGCUCCAGAGCUAUCGCAUCCUAGGCCGCGUGGAAGUCCAGUGCCUGCUGGCCAGUCCCGGGGGCAGCCGGAACUCCCUGUCCUUGCUGGGCCUCUUCCUGUUCGGCCUCUUGAACGUGGCCUGUGCCACAGCGGUGGAGAGAGCCCUGGGCUGCAGGCUGGGCCAGGGGAACAAGAACAAGGUGCUGAAAGUGGUGGCCGGGCUCCCCAGUUCCCCACCACAGCCCCCCUGUUGCGGAGUCCCCCAGAUCUUCUACUGCCUGGCGGAAAUCCUGGAGGACGAGGCCCUGCGGCAGGCGCUGGGCAGCUUCCAGACCGUUCCUCUGAAGAUCAGCAGCUGUGAAGACCUCCGGGCCUGUGCACUCAGCCUGCCGCGCUGCGAGGAUCUGAAGGGGAUGGAGUUGAGUCUCGCACGCAGCUCCUGCAGCCAGCCAGGCUGGGGCCCCGGGCCCAGCCCCGAGGAUGCCCCCAGGAGAACAGACCUGAUCCAUGGCUGGUGGCGAGAAAUCUGCUCGGUGCUGGGGACUCACGAGGGCCUGGAAGCCCUGACCGUGGUUGACAGCGCGAUGGAAGUCCCAUUCACCAGGGAGCUGGCCGUGGCCCUGACCCAGCCCCGCUGCAGAGUCCAGAGACUGUGCCUACGGCGUGUGGGGCCUGGCACGCUGCACAGGGCCCUGUUCCAAGUUCUGAUCGACAAUCAGCGCCUACAAGUCUUGGAAAUAGAGAACACAGAGGUGGGGCGCGAGGCCAUGAAGGCGCUGUGUGAGGUGCUCAAGUCGCCCCGGUGUUGUCUACGCUGCCUGAAGCUGGAAUGCUGUCAGAUCGCUGACCAGGACUGGGAUGACCUUGCCAGUGACCUUCAAAGCAACCUGUUCCUGAAGACUCUGCUGCUGAGGGGGAGCAGCUUGGCUGAGCAGGGAGUAGCUUACCUGGCUGUUGGGCACCUGGAGAAGCUGGCGCUGGAGGACUGUGGCCUCACAGAGGCCUUGGGCGGAGCUCUGGCCCUGGGUCUCAAGCACAGCAAGCGGCUCACGCACCUGAGCCUGGCGGGAAAUGCCCUGAAGGAUGGAGCCGGGAGGCUGAUCUGGAAGGCCCUGGAAAACCUGGUGUGUCCCCUAAGGAGACUCGUGCUAAGGAAUUGUGCCCUGACCUCCGCUUGCUGUCCGGAAAUGACCUCCGCUCUCAAAAGCAACAAAACCCUGCGAAGUCUGGACCUGAGUUGUAACGGCCUGGGGGACACCGGGAUGGGCCUGCUCUGCCAGGUGCUGGCUCAGCCUGGCUGUCACCUGCAGGUCCUAGAGCUGGAGGGGUGCCUCCUCACCUCCGCCAGCUGCCCGACCCUGGCCACCAUGCUGCACAGCAACCGGAGGCUCCAGCACCUGGACCUGAGCCAGAAUGACAUUGGCCUCGAGGGCGUGCUCACCCUGAACAGAGCCUUCUCCGGGCGGUGGGACAUAGAGGAGGUUCUCCUGCACAGGAGAGUGUUUGGCCAGGUGGAUGUGCAGAUGAGAUUGAAGGGCCCAGUGGCACAAGAGGGCCGCCUAAAGGUCAUCCAGGACUGGUACACCCACAACGCCUGAGGUCACCUGGGACUGGCACAC
Messenger RNA from Perognathus longimembris pacificus (Pacific pocket mouse), 3153 nucleotides. It is a transcript of the gene Nlrp8, whose product is annotated as NLR family pyrin domain containing 8. The transcript is spliced from 10 exons. Gene Ontology annotation, molecular function: protein binding. Lineage: Eukaryota; Metazoa; Chordata; Mammalia; Rodentia; Heteromyidae. Gene Ontology annotation, cellular component: cytoplasm. Bases 1 to 3132 code for a protein of 1043 amino acids. The record is from RefSeq and is a predicted model, not a curated record. Gene Ontology annotation, biological process: regulation of inflammatory response.